CUCAAACCUCUAUAUAAACCAUUCUCAAUCCCAUCAUUUUUCAUCAAAAGUAAAGCAUAGUUUCCUAUAUCACUCUUUAACUAAAUUUCUCUUUUAAGCAUUUUCUUUCUAUUCCAAUUAUGGCCACUGUUGAGGUUGUAUCAGCAAAGACUGCACUCUCCGACGACACCAGCGCGCUAUCAUUGAAAUCUGAUGAGAAAACCACUGAAGAAGUUGCUGUUGAGAGUCCAAUUACACCAGCAGCAUCAGAAAGCAAAGAAGUAAAAGAAGAAGAAGCUGUAGUAGAAUCUUCAGCUGCAGAAGAAAAAGUACCCUUGAUUGAAUCUGAAACUAAAGAAGUGGUUGAAGAAAUUGUGACUGUGAAAGACCUUGAAGAGGAAGCCAAGAAGGAAGAUGAAACUGAGAAAGAGGAACCUGUUGAGGAAACAAAAGAAAAUGCUGAUUCUGUUGUUGAUGUUGUUCAGCAAUCACCAACUGCAGAAUCUGAGACAGAAAAUGUUGUUAAGGAUGAGAAUGUGAUAGAUGAGGCUGAAACUAAGGACAAUGUUAACACUGAAGAAGCACCAAAAGAGAAAGCUGAGGAGAAGGUUGAGAAAGAAGAAGCCUUAGAUGAAAAGAAAGAGGAGGAAGUGAUCACCAACAGUGAAUAAGGAAAGUUGUGAAGUUUAUGAAACUGUUUUAAGUUUCAUGUCUUGUUGUUGAAUGUCUUUUUCUUGUUACUUGUUUGUUAUGUAAGUGGUGUAAUAAAAUAGCUAUAGUAAUACUACUAGUAGCUAAAUCUAAAUGCAUGGGUAGAAGACAUGGGUGAUGUGAUGACCCAUUUGAGUUUACCUAAUGCAUGUAGGUCCUUUUCUGUAAUAUGUUGCUAUGUGUGUGAUUCUGCAGAGUUGUUUUGUAUGUUAAUUCGUUCAUUAUCCUA
Molecule: messenger RNA, 919 nt
Organism: Vicia villosa (hairy vetch)
Lineage: Eukaryota; Viridiplantae; Streptophyta; Magnoliopsida; Fabales; Fabaceae
Exons: 2
Coding region: 120-650 (176 amino acids)
Source: RefSeq, a predicted model, not a curated record